Suhomyces tanzawaensis NRRL Y-17324 is the source of this 663-nucleotide messenger RNA. RefSeq names its product Rab family GTPase (gene YPT53). The record is from RefSeq and is a predicted model, not a curated record. NCBI's taxonomy places the organism in Eukaryota, Fungi, Ascomycota, Pichiomycetes, Serinales, Debaryomycetaceae. Bases 1 to 663 code for a protein of 220 amino acids. Gene Ontology annotation, molecular function: GTP binding; GTPase activity. The transcript has a single exon.
AUGUCCUCCCCAGUUCCCCCUCCCCCCUACAAGGUCGUGCUUUUGGGAGACUCAUCGGUGGGAAAGACCUCUUUGGUCACUCGCUUCACCACCAGCAGGUUCAACCAGCACACUGCAAAUACAAUUGGCGCUGCUUUCAUAACAAAAGAACACUCGGUUGAUGACCGCAAGGUCCAUUUCGAAAUAUGGGAUACUGCUGGCCAGGAACGCUACCGUUCAUUGACUCCGAUGUACUACAGAAAUGCCAGGGUGGCCUUGGUAUGUUUUGAUAUGGAUAAUGUGGAAGAAAGUCUCAAUACUGCCAAGUACUGGAUUGAUCAGUUGGCAGUGAAUGGAGGAACGGAUUCCUCGGUUCCAAUACGCAUAAAGCUCGUUGGCAACAAGCGGGACCUUUUACAGACCCAUGAGGAUACUCGUCGGCAGGAGGAGCAGGAGGCAAUUGAGGGUUUCUGCAGUGAAAACGAUUUAGAGCAGCUUUGGGAGACCAGUGCAAAAGAUGGACAUGGAGUGAAUGAGUUGUUUGAUGGCAUCGUGAAAGACAUUGAGGAAGACUUCUUUACGGAGUAUUACCAGAGGGCUGAGGAUGCCAGGGGCAGAUCAGAUAGUCUGGGACAGCUAGGAUUCAUUUUGAAUAGGCGUGAAGCAAACAACAAUUGCUGCUGA